Molecule: messenger RNA, 1546 nt
Organism: Eruca vesicaria subsp. sativa (arugula)
Lineage: Eukaryota; Viridiplantae; Streptophyta; Magnoliopsida; Brassicales; Brassicaceae
Source: the annotation of a GenBank genome assembly
AUGGAGGAGAGAGAAGGAACCAGCAGCAACAACAACAACAUAACUAGUUUUGGUCUGAAAGAACGUGUGGCUCCUCCUACUGGUGGGGUCUACCAGAUGGACCCACCACGGUCCGAAAACCGUAACCCUUUUCCGGCGGGACUACCCAACACCACCGCCGCAUCCGCAUCUGCCUCCGCCGUAGCGGCCAAACCUUCUGAGAACGCUGCUCCUCCUUUCAGCUUAACAAUGCCGGUGGAGAACUCGUCUUCUGAGUUGAUGGUGAAGAAGAGAGGGAGGCCGAGGAAGUAUAAUCCCGACGGCUCACUCGCCGUGACUUAUUCUCCGAUGCCAAUCUCCUCCUCGGUCUCGUUGACGACGGCGUUCGCUCCUCCGCAACGAGGACGAGGGCGCGGAAGAGGAAGAGAACGCGGCAGAGGACGUGUAGAGCCGCCCAAUAUCAACAACAACAACAAUUGGCUCAGGAAUCCUCAGAUGUUCGAGUUCAACAACACUUCUCCUGUUGCAGCAACUUCGGAAGUUGUCGGUUCAAGUUUUACGCCGCAUGUGCUCACUGUGAAUGCUGGCGAGGAUGUGACGAUGAAGAUAAUGACAUUCUCUCAACAAGGCUCUCGUGCUAUCUGCAUUCUUUCAGCAAACGGUCCCGUUUCCAGUGUUACACUUCGUCAAUCUAUGACAUCUGCUGGUACUCUCACUUAUGAGGGUCAUUUUGAGAUUCUUUCUUUAACGGGUUCGUUUAUAACAAGUGAGACUGGAGGUCUCCGAAGCAGAGCUGGUGGGAUGAGUGUGUCUCUUGCAGAACAAGAUGGCCGUGUCUUUGGUGGUGGGCUCGCCGGUCUCUUUGUAGCCGCUGGUCGAGUUCAGGUGAUGGUAGGGACUUUUGAAGCAGGUCAGGAGGAAUCUCAGCAGCAGCAGAUGCAGAAUCAAAGAAUGGAGAGAGUCGGGAUCCCCAUGACAACACAAGCUUCUAACAUCUCAUUCGGUGGUGGCUCAGCCGAAGAUCCAAACGCUAGGUAUGGACUCAACAAGCAUGUUGUUAUCCAGGCACCACCCGUGUUCGUACCACCUGUGUCCCUUCCCCAUGAGCGAAGCAUUAAUACACAAAACACUGCUAACCAAAUCAGGGAUCUCUUCUCUUCUCUCCCAGGAGAGGAUGAUGAAAAAGAUGAUGAGGAUUUUGAAGGUGAAGAAGAUGAUGAAGAAUUUGGAAGCGACAGCGAAUCUGACACAGAGGUUCCAUACUGAUGAUUGAGUGAGUGAAUCUGACAUUUAUCGUUCUUGAUCUUGACCUGCUGCGGUUUGGACUUAAGAUUCUUCAGUGCUCUUCUCUAUAUUUUAGUUUUCGGUUUAUUAUUAAACAAAGACCUCUCACUAAUGAGUUUGGGAUUAUUGGAGGAUGUAAUCUAUAGGGUUCUUUGACAUGUUUUCUUUCUAUCCCCUAGUGGUUGUUGUAGAAUUUCAAAAACUCAGGUGUGUGUUGCAAACUCUCUCUCAUUCGCUUCAUUUUCAAAGUCAAGCGACUUUUCUUGCUUCGUCUUUAGAGAAU